AUGGCGAGCGACGGGCAAAAAGUCGUGCUGAUCACUGGCUGCUCCUCGGGGAUCGGUCUGAGGCUCGCUGUGCAACUCGCUAGCGACCCACUGAAGCGAUUUCACGUUAUCGCGACAAUGAGGAACUUGAGUAAAAAAGGGAAGUUGGAAGAGGCGGCUGGAGCGACGCUGAACAAAACAUUACACAUCGCACAGCUGGACGUCUGCUAUGAUGAGUCUGUGACCCAGUGUCUCAGCAGCAUUCAAGCCGGGCGAGUCGAUAUCGUGGUCAACAACGCAGGGGUUGGAAAGAUAGGACCAGUGGAAAGCCUGAGCAUCGAGGAAAUGAAAACUAUCUUUGAAACAAAUUUUUUUGGGGUUGUUCGUAUGAUCAAAGCUCUGCUGCCCGACAUGAAGAAAAGGCAAAGUGGCCACAUUGUCGUGAUGAGCAGUGUCAUAGGUCUGCAAGGAGUGGUAUUUAAUGACGUGUACGCUGCCUCCAAAUUUGCCAUCGAGGGAUUCUGUGAGAGCCUUGCGGUUCAACUUCUGAAAUUCAAUAUCUACGUGUCAAUGAUUGAACCAGGUCCGGUCAACACAGAAUUCGAGAUGAAGCUGAUGGAGGAGGUGUCUCAAUCAGAGUUCCCGGGAGCAGACCCAGUGACCGUCCAGUAUUUUAAGGACGUCUAUCUUCCUGCUUCCCACGACAUCUUUAUGACAAUGGGUCAGACUCCGGACGCUAUUGCACAGGCAACUAUGAAAGUGAUCAGCAUGGAGAGGCCAGUUUUUCGUUACCAAACGAAUGUACUCUACACACCUCUGAUAGCAAUGAAAUAUGCGGACAACACAGGAAACCUGUCCGUGCGUACGUUUUAUAAUUUGCUCUUUAACCACGGGACCAUGUUCAAAAUUAGUUUAACUCUCCUCAGGAUCAUAACUUGCAAUUGCUUUCGCAGCGGUGAGAUUUCACCGAACUGACCGAUAAGGUUCAACAGCCAAAAUCAACCACAACGGCAACAGAGUGGUUUCCCCCACACAAUAUACAGUCACUACACUCCACAGUAUAUUCUGUGUGUGG
Molecule: messenger RNA, 1054 nt
Organism: Callorhinchus milii (elephant shark)
Lineage: Eukaryota; Metazoa; Chordata; Chondrichthyes; Chimaeriformes; Callorhinchidae
Gene: rdh8a
Product: retinol dehydrogenase 8a
Exons: 6
Coding region: 1-954 (317 amino acids)
Biological process (GO): estrogen biosynthetic process
Cellular component (GO): cytoplasm
Molecular function (GO): estradiol 17-beta-dehydrogenase [NAD(P)+] activity
Source: RefSeq, a predicted model, not a curated record